CAGGCCCAAAACAAGUUAAGCUACCUCAGUAUCCCCUUGGACAUUCUGGAUUGCAAAACUAAAGAGACCCAGCAGACAAGACACAGAGAUAGAUGGCAACAGAAGAGUAGAUGAGGCACAAAACACAGAGACAACAACACAACAAUAGGAUAUGAUGCAGAGACACCAGAAGAGGAAAGACAAAGAGGCUGUAACAAACAAGAACCUGAGACAGCAACACAACAAUAGGAUAUGAUGAAGAGACACCAGAAGAGGAAAGACAAAGAGACUGUAACAAACAAGAACCUGAGACCGCAACAGACAAGGAAACAGACGAGGCAACAGAGAAAGUGACAGAGUAGAUGGAGAGUGAACAGAGUUCAAGGGUUUUUUCCAAAGAAAUAAGUGCACCAAAGUUCAUGGGCUCCAGAGUCCUCUUCCUAUUCAGAAAGACAACAAGACCGGUGGACAAAGAUAACACUGAGUCAUGUCUGACUUGGAGACCAUCGAGUUAGCCGUUCUGGGCUGACCCUUCCAGCUGGGGAUGUUGUAUGACUGUCGUAGAGAUGUCCUCAUUCCAGGUAUCACUCUCUGGGAUUCUGAGAUGCUUCAGAAACACAUCAAUGUCUGUCCACAACCGAACACCGACUUCAAAAUCAUUGCUUCAGACUCAAGUGAAGACAAGUCAGAAGCUUUGAAUGUGUCUGCAUCUCUUGAGGCUAGUUUUCUUGGUGGCUUAGUCAGUGUGAAGGGUUCUGCUGAAUUCCUACAUGACAAAAAGACCUCAAAGCGUCAGUCUAGGGUUUCUCUGCAGUACCGUACCACCACUCGCUUCGAGCAGUUGACCAUGGACCACCUGGGGGCAGGAAAUGUGAAACACUGUAAUGUCUUCCAAGAGGGCUCUUCAACCCAUGUGGUGACUGCCCUGCACUACGGAGCCCAGGCCUUCUUCGUUUUUGACCAAGAGGUUUCCUCAGGAGAAAACCACCAGGACAUCCAGGGAAACCUGCAGGCUACAAUAAAAAAGAUCCCUCUCAUAUCAAUAGAAGGGCAGGGAAAUUUGGAGAUGAGUGACGAAGAGAAGAGAGAGGCCAAUAAAUUCAACUGCACCUUCCAUGGUGAUUUUGCACUAGAAAACAACCCUGUCACAUUUGAAGAUGCCAUCAAGGUGUAUGCUGGCCUGCCACGUCUGCUAGGGGAGAACGGAGAACAUGCUGUGCCCAUGACUGUCUGGCUCUAUCCUCUCAAGAACCUGGACUCUGCAGCUGCCCAGCUAGUCAGGCAGAUCAGUGUUAGCCAGGUGCGUCGCGCACAGCGACUCUUAGACGGACUGGACAAUACUGAUGUACAAUGCCAGGACAUGAUGAAGGAAGACAUGGCUAUCAAGUUCCCUGAACUCAAAGCCAAGCUCAACAAGUUCAGGGACUUGUGCUCAGAGUACAAGCAGGUGUUCCAGAAAGGUCUCUGUAAGGUUCUUCCCAACAUAAGAGGAGGAGGAAUGGAGGAGGAAGAGCUGAUCAAAAUGCUCAACAGCAAAGAAUGUUCUCCAUUCCAGAAUGACCUCUUGAUCACGUACCUGGACGACAGAGAGAGAGAGAGAUGAAUGUUGUCAGCUCUUACCUUGACAUAAUGAAAGAGGUACAAGUUGUGUACUCAAGCAGUGAAUUGGAUGGAUUAGUGCUUGAUAAAGCUAAUGAUUAUGUAGUGUGUUUUGCAGUAUCCUUUUUGAAGGAGAAAGAAGAGUAUCUGGUAGUCCUGGAGAACUACUUGC
This is a messenger RNA of Oncorhynchus mykiss (rainbow trout), 1750 nucleotides long. NCBI's taxonomy places the organism in Eukaryota, Metazoa, Chordata, Actinopteri, Salmoniformes, Salmonidae. The record is from RefSeq and is a predicted model, not a curated record.